Messenger RNA from Penaeus chinensis, 2592 nucleotides. RefSeq names its product innexin shaking-B-like (gene shakB). Lineage: Eukaryota; Metazoa; Arthropoda; Malacostraca; Decapoda; Penaeidae. The transcript has 3 exons. Gene Ontology annotation, cellular component: plasma membrane; gap junction. The coding region runs from base 159 to 866 and encodes 235 amino acids. The record is from RefSeq and is a predicted model, not a curated record. Gene Ontology annotation, molecular function: gap junction channel activity.
GAAAAAAAAAAGAGAAUCUACCAUCCCUCUUCCUAUUUCUCCACCUCCCUCCUUCCUCCUCCUUCCUCCUCGUUUGUAAACACCAACUGAAAAACCGCCUGGCAUGACCUCCUUGACCUUUAAUCUUGCAGGCAAUCUGCUUCUAUGCGCCGAGGUGGAUGUGGAAAAAUUGGGAAGGUGGCAAAAUCCAUGCCCUCAUGAUGGAUCUGGACGUGGGUAUCUGCUCAGAGGUCGAGAAGAAGCAGAAGAAGAAGCUCCUGCUGGACUACCUCGCUGACAAUCUCAAGCACCACAACUGGUGGGCCUACAGAUAUUUCUUCUGCGAGCUCCUGGCCUUUCUCAACGUCGUGGGUCAGAUGUUCCUGAUGGACCGGUUCCUGGGCGGGACGUUCCUCACCUUCGGCCUGGACGUCAUCAAGUUCAUGGAGGACGACCAGGAGGUGCGCGUGGACCCCAUGAUCUUCGUGUUCCCGCGCAUGACCAAGUGUUCGUUUAGCAAGUUCGGAACGUCGGGAGAGCUGGAGCGCUACGACUCACUGUGCAUCUUGCCCAUCAACAUCGUCAACGAGAAGAUCUACAUCUUCCUGUGGUUCUGGUUCCUCCUGCUGGUGUUCCUGACCUUCUUCGUCCUCCUGUAUCGCCUCAUGAUCAUCCUGAGUCCGAGGAUGAGGGCCUACCUCCUCUGUCUCCGGUUUCGACUCAUCAACAAGGAGGUGAUCAACACGAUAGUCAGGAAGAGCAAAAUGGGCGACUGGUUUCUCUUCUACAUGCUCGGCCAGAACGUGGACACGCUUAUAUUCAAAGAGGUCAUGCACGAGUUGGCGAAGAGGUUGGGCCAUGCAUCCAAAGACUUCGGCGAGCCCUGAGCACCGUGUAAAUAGCCACAGGGUGUUUACCACGACCGUCUGUGAUUCUAACGCACCUAGCUUAAGAUAGUGUCCCAGUCAACGAAGAUCGCGGCCCCCUCCUGCGCGUCUCCAGAUCCUGCCAACACCGUCAUCACCACCACCACCAAGCCUGACGUUGUUGUCAGCUCCUCGCUCCACCACCACAGUCUGACUCUGUUGUUGUUGUUGUUGUUGUCAGCUCCACCUCCACCACCGCCGUCAGCCAGUCUGCGCUAGCCACAAGUGUGUCAGCCUCGCAUGGUUCGAGUGUGCCGCGGCGCGACUACCUCCUCCUCCUCCUCCUCCUCCUCCUCCUCCUCCUCCUCCUCCAUCCUCCUCCUCCAUCCUCAUCCUCAUCCUUUUCCUCAUCCUUCCUCCUCCUUUUCUUCCUCUUCCUUCCUCACUUCCCCCGUCGAGCGUGAUCCUGGCUGUCACGACCUUCGACUCUCCAGUACACACAAACAACUCACUGAAGGCAGCUUUAGUGACUUAUUGUUGCCAAAAUGCAAGCUCUGAAUUCGCCUACGUUUCACAGUGUGUUGCCAAUUUAUAACGUAUACACAUGACGUAAUCGACCAGAUGUGCCAACUACGAGCUUUACCUCCGCGGCGACAGAGAGCCGUCUCAGAAACCGGGGAUCAGUGCUGCCAACUGCAAAAAAAAAAAAAAAAAAACUGAAAAGUGACCCAGUGCUGCCAUCUUUUAGAAAUAAUCUUGCUACCCUGUUUCGCCCCCCCCCCUCCAACCCCUACGUCCUACCUCCCGCCCUUCCUUUCCCCUCCGAUUUACAAAGAGGACCAGUGACUGUCUGACUCAAGGACUCUACACAAAAGCCUUACAAUGUUUAUAGUCAGAUCAUGCUCCUCAGCCCGUCACGCCAACGACAAAGAAAACGAGACAAACGGAUCUUCACGCUAGUCCAUAGCUAGUCAGAGUGACCGGCUGCGGCAUCUAACUAGUCUUAGAUGCUAGUCCUAAAAGGGAUAUAUAUAUAUAUAUAUAUAUAUAUAUAUAUAUAUAUAUAUAUAUAAUAUAUAUAUAUUUAUAUAUAUAUAUGUAUAUAUGUAUAUAUGUGUAUAUAUAUAUGUAUAUAUAUAUAUGUAUAUAUAUAUACUAGCAAUACAUCAGCAAAGUCAUUUUUCCACGAGAAGAACACUACGGUAGUUUAGCUGGCUGUACACUUCCAUAGCCAGAGACCCAACUACACACUCCAUUCAUCUUCCAUUCUCCCAUUCAAGAGUCCGCGGAACUACACACAGUCAGUCAGUCAGUCCACACGCCCUCAAGACCCGUGCUCAAAGCAAGGACGCCGGGCUCCUGUGCACGCCUCUCACCCAAGGCAAGACACAAAAAAGAAAAAAGAGAGAGGAUGAUAAAGCGGCAGAACGAUACGAUAAAAAAAAAGGAUAAUGGAAAAAAAUUGAGAAAAAAAGAAACAUGGAAAGAUUAAUGCAAGUGAUCCAGGUAUUUUAUCAGUCAGCAGUGAAACACGUGGCGGCUUUUUUUUUUUCCUCCCAGUGUAACAGUGAACGUGAAUUCGAUUAUUGUCUCAAAGAUGUACCGGCAGUGAAAGCCUUUUUUCCCCUGCCGUAGCCCUGCAGUGACAGUCACAUCAUCCUGAGGUCGCCUGUGUUGUCUUGCCCGGUCAGAGAAGCGUCUUAGCUGCCUUGAAGGAGGUAGAGAGAAGACUGUGUGCAAACGUGCG